AUGAACGAUGAAAGUUUCAAUAUGCCAACCAGAUUGGAAAAAUUAUUCAUCUUUCAUAAAUUAAUUGAAAAUGAGCCAUCAGAGAGUCAUACCGCAAAGCGACAGGCAACUAUUGUACCCGAAAUUAUUGCUAAAAUAUAUAGUAUAAGGAACCAUCCAACAUUGAGUAUUCCGCAUAAGCUGCGUGUCACCAUUGGUCGAAGUAGCUCGUGUGACGUCCGAAUCCAAGGAUUAGACGUGUCGUCCAAACAUUGUGAGAUGAACUUGAUUACACUACCGCAAAGUGAUAGCCAAAUGGAGUACUUGAAUAUUGUUGACUUGAGCUCGAAUGGACUUUAUAUAAAUGAUGAGAAGUUAGGGAAAGGUUCGAAAGUGAUUUUGAAAACAGGUGAUAAGAUUGCCUUUGCAAAAACGGGAGGAACAUAUAUAUUUCGAUAUAUGGGAGACGAUUUGCCUGAAGGUUCUCAAGUGAAGAAGCAAGCUUUUUUCGAUGAGUACAUCAUUGGUAAGCAGUUGGGCUCCGGUCAUUAUGCUGUGGUUAAGGAGGCCAAGUCCAAAAGGACGGGCGAAAUAGUAGCGGUCAAAGUCUUUCACCCCAACAAAUCCUCAUCUGGUUCUGGAACUCAGGAUAAAAAAUUGCAACAAGAGAUGGAUUUGCUCUUGUCGAUCAAUCAUCCUAAUAUUGUACAAUAUCGUGGCCAUUAUAUAGAACCAAACUCGAGUGGUUCGGUAAACACUUACUUGGUGUUGGAGAAGAUGAAUAGUGGAGAGUUGUUUCAACGAAUAAUCAACAAGACCAAGUUGGGUGUCAACGAGACCAGAGCAAUUUUUAAACAACUACUAUCAGGAUUAAAAUAUCUACAUGACCAGAAUAUUAUUCAUCGCGAUAUCAAGCCCGAAAAUAUCUUACUUGACGUUGUACUGCGUACAAACCCAGACCAAGAGCAAUUGGGGCCCUGGGAUGAAAAUGAACUUGAUGUUGUUGUUAAAAUCGCUGAUUUUGGGUUAGCAAAGUUCAUUGGUGAGUUGAAAUUUACAAAUACUUUAUGUGGAACACCGGCAUAUGUGGCGCCGGAGAUCUUGAGAUUAGAGCUGAAACGAAGUUACUCAACAAAAGUUGAUCUUUGGUCCAGUGGUGUAUUACUAUACGUUUGCUUAAGUGGGUUUCCUCCUUUUAGUGACGAGCUUGCACCUCCAAACAUGAAGGAGCAGAUACUCGAGGGGAAGUAUGCUUUUUACUCGCCCUUUUUUGAUGACAUUAGCGAUACAGUCUUGGACUUGAUCACCAAUUUACUACGUGUUGAUCCGGAAGAGAGGUUUAACAUUGAUGAAACAUUGGGUCAUGAGUGGUUUACCGAACUAGAAUGA
Molecule: messenger RNA, 1368 nt
Organism: Lodderomyces elongisporus
Lineage: Eukaryota; Fungi; Ascomycota; Pichiomycetes; Serinales; Debaryomycetaceae
Gene: DUN1
Product: serine/threonine protein kinase
Exons: 2
Coding region: 1-1368 (455 amino acids)
Biological process (GO): meiotic recombination checkpoint signaling; protein phosphorylation
Cellular component (GO): cytoplasm; nucleus
Molecular function (GO): protein binding; ATP binding; protein serine/threonine kinase activity
Source: RefSeq, a predicted model, not a curated record